AUGGGACGUGAGAAUCACACUUGCAGCAGUGACUUCAUUCUUUGGGGACUCCUCCUCUUCCCAAACAAGCCUGGUUUCUCCGCCCUUACACCCAUCGUUUUCCUGCUGGCUGCAGCAGAGAGCACAGUCAGGACCCUCCUGACCCGCAGGGACCCGCGCCUCCGCACCCAGUGUGUUCCUGCUCAGCCGUCUCUCUGUUAUGGGGAUCUUGCUCGGCAGCAACAUCGUUCCCCAAAUGGUCGCCAACUUUCUGUCAGGCAGCAGAGCUGUCCCACUCGCAUGCUGCGGCUUCCAGCUGUUUCUGAGCCUCACGCUCCUGGGGGGCACGCGCCCUCCCUUGGCGGCCGUGCCUUAGGGCCGGGGUGUAGCCUCCGCCACCCGCUGCGCCUCCCCGCAGCUCACGGCUGCAGGGUGCUGGCGAUCUGGGACCGUCAGCGCCCUGAGCCACCCAGCUCACGCCCUCCACGGCCCCUUCUGCGGCCCAAGGGCCAUCGGUCACUUUCUCUGGGAAGUCCCUGUCGUGCUGAAGUGCCCUGUGAGGACACAACACGCUGCGAACGAGGGGUUUCCACAGGUGGGACCAUUUCCCUCCUCGUCCCUUUCUCCCUGGUUUCUGCUGCUUACAUGCAAGUUCUCCUUACUGUCCUCCACAUUAAAUCACCAGAGGCAGGGAAAAAGCCAUUUUCUACGUGUUCCUUCCACGUGGCUGUGGCCACAAUGUACUAG
Messenger RNA from Manis javanica (Malayan pangolin), 726 nucleotides. Lineage: Eukaryota; Metazoa; Chordata; Mammalia; Pholidota; Manidae. The record is from RefSeq and is a predicted model, not a curated record.